Molecule: messenger RNA, 6336 nt
Organism: Tetrahymena thermophila SB210
Lineage: Eukaryota; Ciliophora; Oligohymenophorea; Hymenostomatida; Tetrahymenidae
Product: transmembrane protein, putative
Exons: 6
Molecular function (GO): protein binding
Source: RefSeq, a predicted model, not a curated record
AUGGGUAAUCAGACUAAUUUGAUCAUUUCAUAAAUCAAUUAUUAAGUUCUUGAUAAUAGCCUAAAUUUAAACCAGCCUAUAAUCUUCUCUUUUGAAAAUAAAGGUAAUAUUAUUUAAAUGCUAUAAUCAACAAAUUCAAGCAGAAUUUUUGCUAUUUUUGCUAACGAAAUAUUAGAGAUUGAUUUAAUUGCGCAAACAUUCUCUACUUUAAUACUUUAAUAAUCUAUUCAAAAAGUAAAAAUAAUAACAUCAUCAAAUGAUUUAAUUACCCAACAUUUAAUAAUUCUAACUGGGUAAAGCCUCCUAGAUUAUAACUACAUUACAAAAUAAUCAAACCUAAUUUCAAAUGAAAAUCAAAUAAUUUCAGAUUUUGAUGUUGGAACCUUCACUGGAACAAAUAGUCAGCUAAUUGUUCUCUCUAAUCAAAUUUAGCUAAUAAUUUACAAUUUUGCAAACAAUUAAUAUUAAUAAUCAUAGCAAACUUUUUCUUUGAAUUUUUAAUGUCAAUUUUUAAAGAAAAUCCCUUUAAAUUUUGACCCUCAUCAAGAAAACGAAUCAUAAAUGGUAUUUGAAAUUGUUUUAUUUUCUUAGAACUCAAUUUAAAUAAUUAGGAAUAGCAAUGUUUAGGAAUCCUCUUUGGAGUUAGAUAUCAUAGAAAAUUUCAAUCUACCGUUUCCCACUCCUUCUUCUUAAACCAAUUCAGUAGCCCUAACUUUCUCUCCAUAACUAUUAAUAUCGUGUCAUUAAAAUGGAGAUAUUAUUUUUUAUGAUGCGUCUAGAGGAAUUAAUAUUAAUCUUAUUCAAAAAUUGAGUUUUUAGAAUUAAACAUGCCUCGAUUUAUAGAAGUUUCAUGAUAACAGAAUUGCAGCACUUAUGGGCUAAAAUAUUUUAUUAAUUGAUCCUCAAUAACAAAUUAUUUUAAAUUAAUUUACUAAUUUAACUAACAUUAUUUAGAUCGUAUCAAAUUAUGAUAAAUUAGCAAUUAAUUAUAAUAAUUGCAUUCAAAUUGUCACCUCUGAAUUUAAAACCUUAUUUUUGGAAUGCUAGACUAUUUUUUCAAGUAAUAAUUUAAAUAUUGUAUUGAGCUAUGAUUCAAGAGUUUUCAUUUAAAAAGCUUAAGAAAUUUCAAUAUAUUAAAUUAAUUUUGAAAGUUAAUAAGCAUCAAAUAUAAAUUAAAUAUUUACAACAAAUUAGAUUUAAUACUUUAAUAGAAUACAAAUUUUUAACUCUGAUUAAGACACAAUAUUAAAUAAAUACUCUAUUGACGAAAUAGUGUAUUUUGACGCAUAGAGUAAUUUUUACAUUUUAGAUGGAUAUCUUUCAAACAGCUAUGUAGUGAAAAUUAGUUUGCUAAAAAGGGUUGUUUCUGUUAAAAGAGUAAUAAACGAUGCAUCUGUUUACUUUUUAGCAGGCUUUUAAUUAGUUUAAGGCAACAAUAGCAUUUUUUUAGUAUCCAAAAAUUUAAGUUACUCUCUUUUAAUUCAUACUAAUAAUUAUUUCCCAUCAAUUGAAGAGCCAAAAAAAAUAAUAAACGCAUAUGGAAAUGUGUUUUAUGGCUUUACGAGAACUAUUUUGCUAAGCACUUCCACUCUUUUCAAAUAAUUCUAAGUAGAUAUUAAAAGAAAUAUUACAUAUAUUGGAGGUCAUGAUCAUAUUAAUAUUGGUUUAGCAUCAGGAUCUGCUUACAAAAUGAUUGGAUCUCCUUUAAACUUUCAAAUCUACUAUGGGAGUUAGUUAGGCUUGAUUUAUACUGGUAAAUACUAAUAAAAUAGGUACCAAGUAUUACCAACAAAUUAAAUAUUAUAAUAGAAUAAUAAAAAUGAUUAAAUACUAGAAAUUAUUUAAAGCGCGAAGCUAGGAAUGUAUUUUAUUAGAACCAAAUACUAAAUAACAUCUUUCAAUUUGUUCACUAAUCAGUUUGUUGAAUAAAUAAUUCCAUAAAUUUCUACUGACCCACCAUUUUCUUCAUUUUUAUUAAUUUAGGAUUAAUAAAGUCUUGUUUGUUGGAACUAAAACUAGUUACUUGUUGUUGCUUAUAGUAAAAAAUCGUAGAAAUUCUACUAUAAAGGAAUGAAUAAAAUAAAUGGCUGGAUUUUUAAUCCUUCUUCAAAUACAUUUUAUAUAUAUGGAAGCAGCUUUCAAAUACUUAGUUCUGAUCUAAAAAUUUUAUAAACUAUUCCUGAUUAAUAUAAAAAUAUAUCAUUCUUGUAGUGUUAAGACACACAAUUCAUUUAAAUUUGUAGUAUUUCAAAUAGUUAAUUUGUUAUAAUAAAUAAGCUUGCUGAUUAAAUAUCUUUAUAAAGUAUCUAAAUAAACGGUUUUACAAGCUAAUAUAAAAUAUCUGUGGACGAAUAAUUCUAAAAUAUAUUUUUUUACAAUCAGUAAGUUUAAGUAUAUAGCUUUAAUGGAGUAUAUAAACUAGGUUAUAAAUUUAAUACUUAAUUUAUUUCUUUUAGUAUUGCAGCUAAUCGCCUUAUAUUCCAAUCAUCUUCAAGUAUAUAUUUUAUUGAGAGAGCAUCGUUGAAUCUUUAGUCUAAUUAUAUUUAAUCACCCUCAGACAUGCUUAUUGUGAACUAUAUUUAUAUAGAUUUCUUGUAAUAAAUAGUUUUAUAUGCCAAUUUAAGCACAUUUGCAUAAAUAUAUAUCUAUGACUCACUGUCUUUAUAAAAUACUGCAAAAAUAAAUGCUUCUUCUUUUGCUUCAAACUUAGUAGAUAGCUAUGGAAAUAUAUAUACCUAUAACUUAUACACUGAUUUAUCAGUCAGAAGUAAUUUUAAAAUUUCAGAAGUAUUUGAUGGAACAGAAUAAUUAGUUAACUUUUCAUAUGACAAUAUUACUAAUAAUCUAAUAGUCUACAGCAUUAAUACCAUAUAUCAAAUUGAUUACAGUCUAAUAGGGUAUUUCUAUGAAGCAUAAUUAAAUGAACCAAAUAAUUUGUAUACCACUAUUCCAAUAAAUAAUCAAGAUUAGAAACUAGAAUUUUUAUUUUUCAACAGUGAUAAUGUUAUGUUCAGGUAUUCAAAAUACAGUCUAAUUUUUGAAAAUAUUAUAAACGGUUCUUAAAUAGUAGAUUCUAUGUACUAUUUUUCUUCUGAUACUUUAAUAAUAGCAUAAAAAGACUAGAUUAUUUUCUAUCAAAAUUACUAAAAUUCAAAAGACAAUAAUCUUAUACCUUAGAUGAAGAUUUUAUAAUAAAUUAAAUUCUUCAAAUUUUUAUAAUAUAACGUAUAUCUUACAUACGAUAAAAAAUUAAUUUACUGUAACAUCCUAACAGGAGAAGUAAUCAGCACUAUAUAGCUUGAAGCAUCUGUCAUAAUAACUUAACAUAUUUGCAGUAAAGACCAAAAUAUAGUUUUUAUUGGAUUAAGUAAUGGUUAGGUAUUAUAAUUUAAUUUGAAGGAUUUAAGUUAACAAUACUACUCUAUAUAGAAUAAAAAUUAAAUUAAUACUUCAAUAAUUUCUAUGAUUUUGUAAGAAACCUAAUAAUAAACUAAGACUGCUUACUUUGCUACUAACGGUGGUAGUUUGCUUGUUGUAGAUAUUAUCAACAAAAAUCUAUUAUCGGAAUAAAAUCUAACAUUUUUAGUAAUGGAAGAUGCAUCCAAUAUCUUAGUCGAUUUUGUGCUUGAUGUAAUGUACACAAGAUACAUUUUCAUUUUUAGUGGAUAAAAAAAGGCCUACACUUGGAAUUUCUCUUCAAAUUAACAAGAAUAGUUUUUGGCUCUUACAUAAAAUUAAGGAAAUAAAAUAAUGAUAUCAUAAAACUAUUUAAUAUCUUUUUGCCCUUUUUAGCUGAAUAUUUAUUUAGUUUCUGAUUAAAUAACAUUAAUGACAGUUAUCAAAAGAAAUUUUAUAAGUGACUAUAUCACAGAUUAUGAAUUAAUAAAUAAUAAUAUUAUUGCCAUCUUUUUUAUAUCUAAAUUUGAAGUUUUUUUACUUUAAAAUGGCUCUAAUAAUCUAAUUUAUUAAUAACAAUAUAACUAUCCAAGAUAUAUGGGAUCAAUUUACAAUCAAGCAGAUAAUAUUUUAACAAUAUUUGGGUUACAUAAAGGUGGAGUUUUUGAAAAUAAUUUUAGUAUAUCCAUGUACUAAAGUAAUGAGUAAUUAGAAUGUGCAAUUAUAAUUAAUGAUAAUGAUAUUUCAUAAUUAAAUCAAAAACUUUCAAAUGUAUCACCUAAAUAAAAUCUUGUCUUUACUAUAUAAGGAUCUUCUACCUAGAAUUAAUAAAUUUGGACUAAUUUAAUUUAUUUACAGGUGACAAAUGAGUAGUUCUAAAAUGUUAAUUAAUAUGUAUAAUAAAACUAAUUAAUUAAUUCAGAAUUAAUAUUUUACCCUUAAUAAAAUGAUAAUAAUUUCACUUUAAAUAAUUAAACAUUUUAAUACUUCUAAUUACCUACAUUGAGAUUAUUCAACUUUGAUUUCAUUUUUGAGGAAAAUUCUUCAUAGCAUUUAGUUAAUUUUAAUUAAAAUGUUUAAAGUAUUAUUUGGUAGAAUAUAAGCAUAUCAAACUAAUGCAUUUAAAAUAUUUAGAUUAACUUUUCUAAUGUUCAAAAAAUAAUACUAUAAUCAAUAAAAAUUUCUAAUUUAUAUACUUGCAAUAAUAAUAAUAAUAAUGUUAAUAAUAUCUUAAUUUAAGGAGUUAAAAUAACAAAUAAUUUAUAAAUAAAUUAGAUCUUCUAAUUCGCUUAAAUUGAUAAUACUACUAUUUCAAAUUUGAAUAUUAAGAAAUUCUAAAGCAAUUGUAUUUUUAACUUCUUUGGUUGCUAAAGAGUAUUUAUUUAUGAUUCUAUUUUUUAUAAUAAUAGCUAAAUACAGUUAAUAGAAUCAUUGAACUAAUAUAUUGACAAUGAUUAACUUACAGUUUUGUUUAAUGACAUAUUUAAAUUGUCAAAUUUAAAUUUUAGCUCAAAUUAAAAUCCUAGCCAAUAGCUUUUGAAAAUUUAAAAUUCUAAUAUUAUUUUACAAGAAAUAACUUACUUAUUAAACUAAGGUAUUUUCACAAUAAGUUCCUCUUAUAAUGUAUUAGUAUAUAAAAGUGUGUUUUCUAAUAAUACUGCUUAAAAUGGUGGAGCUAUUUCUUUUUCAAAUACAUAAAAAUGUAUCAAUUUCACUGAAUGCUUAUUUUAAAAUAAUACAGCAGAAAGCAGUGGAGGAGCUCUAUAUUUUAAAGAAAUAGGCUCUACUUAAAUAUUUUUUGAUGAAAAGACAAAAGUAAUACAAAAUUAAGCUUUAAUUGGAGGCGGAAUUAGAAUUGUUUAGACUGAAUCAGGUAAAAUCAUAUUACCACCAGGCUUUCCUUUUGAAAAAAAUAUAAAUUAAAAUAAGGCAAGUUUAUAUGGAGAUAACUCUGCUACUUAUCUUGAAAAAAUAUUAAUAUAAAAUUCUAAUGCUUAAAUGUCUUAAAAUAAUUAUGAAUUUAGAUUCUUUAAUGACAAUAGUAGCAUGCCUUAAAAUUAUAAACAAAACUACAUAUCUCUAGUUGAUAUAAAUUAGUUCAAAAGUGGUGGUCAACUUUCAUUAAAAAUAUUUUUGGUUGACAAUUAUAACCGUUAUCUUUCUUUUUCUUUACAAAAACUUAUAACUAAUUAAUAUCCAAAUGAUAUUUUAGAAGAGCUAAAAAGUAUUGAAGUUAUAAUCAAUAAUUUGGAUACAGAAUAAACAUAACUUAUUGGUGAGAGAAUUUUGAAUUAUAAUCAAUAUAAUAGCGAUAGUUAGUCAUUUGAACUUACUGGAUUAUAAAUUUAAGGAGUUUUAUCAUCUCAAUAAUUCUUUACGAUAAGCUCUAAUAUUUUAACAAGUUCUUAAAUACAAUUACCUACAGUUUUAUCAAUUUAUUUUAGAAAUUGCUCAGUAGGUGAAAUAAUUGAAGAAUAAAUUAAUUAAAUUAUGAUAUGUAAACUUUGCUAAUAAGGUACAUAUUCACUUCUAGAUCCUGAUUUAAUGUAUGAAUAGUCCCAAGAUCUUAAAUCUGGAGUAUAAAAUUAAUGUAUAAAUUGUCCAAAUUCUGCUUUAGAAUGUUAAGGCCCUAUGAUUAAGAUUAAAGAUGGCUACUGGAGAAAAAAUGAACAAACUGAUGAAAUUAUUGAAUGUAAUUCUUAAAUAGGGUCUUGCUAAGCAGAAAAUCCUUAAUCUAUAAAUUAUUGUAUUGAAGGAUAUGUAGGCCCUUUAUGUUAAGAGUGUGAUUAUCUGGGAGAAGUUUGGUAAUAAUUAAGAUACGGUGAAUCUAUGAAAAAAGGUAUUUGCUAAGAAUGCUAUUAAGCAAUUUAAAUAUUCUUAAUGCUGCUAUUAUUUAAGAUAGAUGAAACUUUUGCCUAUUUCUAAAAGCUCUAUAAAUGA